AUAUUCUUGUCCAUCCUCGACACUACCUGUACAUUUUGGGACUCGCAAAGUUUCAACGUUACCAAGUCAAAAGCCUCAUAGAUCAUCCAGAUCAGAAGAAUCUAAAACGAUAGUUCAGAGCGCCAAGAUGAGCCUACGGUACGGUGGUAGGCACCUGUCCACUGCAUUCCCGCGCUGUCGGACGAGAUCGACCGUGGCCUCGUCAGGAUCUACCUAUCGUACUGCGUCUUCCCUGGCGAUCAGCAGCAACGACGACGCUACGGAUCGAGAUCACAGUGGAACGGUAUUACAGGAGGGCCAAGAUAGGGUGCAAACUCGGGACUUGCCUGUGUCUACGUUGACGGACAAGGACAGCUUCCUCGAGCUCGAGGACGACGAAUACCAUCGUGUGAUCCUGCCUCACCGUCAACCUAAACCGUUCGUGGUUCCAUGGCCGACCCUGCUACCUCACGACGAGGCGGAAUCCGCCACCUCCGAUACCACCUCUCCUGCCCAAAGCAAAUCCCCGGAACCCGUCGUUUACCUCCCUUCCGCGGCCACGGUGACCUUGGCCGAGGUCAAGGCGAAGCGCUCUUUGGGUCUCGUGACUACCCCAUGUGACGUUCUCAACAAGGCCGUCCGGAACAGAAACUACCAGGACGCCAACAAGCUUCUCAUCGAAUUGGAAGAGCUCGAGAUCCCUAUCCGUGCGGAUGAGAAAUAUAUCUACGCCGCGGUCAAAUCGCUACGGUCAGAGAUCAAUCCCUGGAUCCCGACCUCUGAUCCCUCUGAUCCGUCUGCCAAGGCGCGAAGACUCGCUCUGAGUUAUCUCUCGCACUGUCCGCCCGUCAGCCAUCAGCUCCACAUCCCGGAUCCCGUUGAACGGGUCCUUCGACGGCUCUACACAGCAGCGUUUGAGAACAACCAUAUCGCCGACCUCGAGUUUACCGAGCGUCUCUUGCUCAUAUCAGCUAGCAAAGGUCUGAUGGGACUGACCAUCAAAACGGGGUUAUUCAAGAACUGGUUAAGCAGGGUCGACGUGGACAGGGGUUACAAGGGCAUCAACGAGAUCAUCGAGCGGUCGGCCGGGGCAGCGGGCAUCAGCCUCGAACCGCGAUCCCGGGAGGAGGCUGCUCGACAUCGCAUGUCCUACGCCGAGAUCAGGUCGAGAGCGGGGUUGAAGCUACAGGCGUUCAGGUUGCGCAAUUUCCAUCUCCGGACCUUGAUCGUGAUGGCAGAGCGGGCUUUCAAGCGAUCCUUGGAAGAAUCCGAAUUCCAACCCGUGCCGGCUUCCACCGAUUCGACGUCGAUGGAGCAGACCCAAGCGCGAACGGAUGAAGGUCGACGAUACCUGGAUCUCGCCAAAAGGAUUUUCGUCUCCGGUCAACGCGUCGGGAUCGUCUGGGAAGACCGAACCAAGCUGGCCAUGCUCGAAGCCAUCAAGACUUAUCUGCCCGAUGAGUCCGGGAACGUCUCUCUCAAGACGAUUAUCAAGCCGUACGCCAGGCAGAGGGACCAUCCGGAUCCGAUUGCCUAUACGACGACGGCGGUCCACAGGCGGAGAAGUGGGACUGCGACAGGUUCCGACGCUUCGACCGACCUUGUUUCGGGCAAACGGAUCCUCGAGGUGGUUCACGCUCGGGCGCACGGUCCUCUAAAAGCGCUGGCGGAUGUGCUCCUUCGUCUCGAAGAGCGGGGCGACCGCCCCUCCCUCCUCCGUCGGAUCGAGAAUCGGUUCCUGGACUCGCCCCCCGAGUCAAGAGUCAUGCCCUGGAAGAUUAACCCGACGACCCGGUCGUACUGGUACAUGGCACAGGUGGCCAAGCUCAAACGUCAAAAGAGAUUGGGCGAGGCGAUCGCGCUGUUCAGGCGACAAUACCUCUGGGUCGGUUUGCCCAAGCUGGAAGGUCUCAAGUUCGUCCAGCCGAUUGUUGAACCUGCCGUCAAGACGAACGAGGGCUGGCAGAGACCAAAAAUUCAACCGAGCUCGCUGGCGAUCACAGGUAUUCUUGCCGUCAUCGUGGCAAACCUCGACCGCCCGGACGCAUCCCUGCUCAUCCGUCUACACGAACAGCAGAUGCAGUUCGCGUCGACCUACGAGCACGGCGAUGCGUCCACCGGCAUGCACAAAGCCAGUCAUCUACCGUUCAUCAUGGCAAUGACGAAAUCAGCAGGCCCAAUCGAGACUCAAGCCUACCUCUUGAGCCUGGAAGCCAAGGGGAUCUUCCCGGGCAUUCCGAGCUGGACCGCUGUCGCCACAGACUUCGCUCGACGUGGGUAUUCCCAUCGAGCUUUGAUGAUACUCAGCGCCUACCGGUCAGGCUUGACGGCGGAUCCGUCUUCUCGGCGAGGCCGAAGGGGAUCGACCAGAGUAACGAGUCGGGCAGGCAAUACGCGCAUGUUCUUGGCGGUCGCUGCCAUGCAUCUUCGCACAGGCCGGCGUGCUAGAGCCCAGGAAGUCAUCAGUCUCAUGCGUGGUCAGAAACCCUUGUCGAUUGACAAGGCUCUCGGACGAUAUAGAAGUCGUAUGCGGCGCAAGAUAGCAUGCUCUAAAGCCUCCUUGUAAUUUGCUUAUACAUGUUGACGGGCUUUGUCUGUACCCGGCCUCUACUCGGCAAUGUCAUAGAUAUUUGCUAGC
Molecule: messenger RNA, 2617 nt
Organism: Filobasidium floriforme
Lineage: Eukaryota; Fungi; Basidiomycota; Tremellomycetes; Filobasidiales; Filobasidiaceae
Exons: 1
Coding region: 128-2545 (805 amino acids)
Source: RefSeq, a predicted model, not a curated record